AUGGAGCUGUGCCUCUGUGGGUUGAGUGAUGACUGCAAGGUGGCUCAUGGAGAACUGGUGGGUGUGCAACUGCUACUGGAAGAUGUUCUGAGUAGCUAUCAUGUGACCAUGGAGGCCCCCCCAAGACAGCAAGCCACACUGGGCAAAAAUGCACAGCCAGAUUUUUCCAAAGUGCCAGGAUUCAGAAGUCAGUUCCGAAACAGCCCAAAGGUCUCCAAGUUGCUGGAGGGCCCGUGCGAUGCGGUGAUGUCCCUUGCUUUGCUGAGAUCAUUUCUGAUACUGUGGAAGCAGCUGGAAGUGCUAAAGGAGCACUGGGGCCGACUCAAGCUGUAAGGCCAGGAUAUCAACUCUGUCUCUCUCCACAAACAGUUUUCAGAGCUCUACGAAACUGACAUUCUCUACCCCAGCAUGAAAGCUAUAGCUAGGCAGAUGGGGAAAGAAGAUGAAUUUAAAGGAUUUAUAGUAAAUAAUCAGUCUGUUCUUCCCCCCAGUGGAGCCUCAGAAAUUGAAAUAAAAACUCACCAGCUUCAAAAACUUCUGGAAAAUUUUGAAAUUCAUAUGAUCCAAGAGGUACUAAGAAAAGUUAACAGAGAGAUGACACUGCUUUUAUCAGAAAAGUCCAAGAAGGAGUGUUCUCUCCCUAUAGAUCUCUGGAAACACCAAGUCAUGAAAGAAAACUUUUCAGUCUCAAGACCACAAAUAGUUGAAAAAUUUAGACAGAGAUUAAUGCAGAAUUAUCAGGAUGAUGGAGUAGAGAUCACUUUCAGGAAAGAUCACCUUGAGGCCUGCCUCCUUUCCCUGGGUUGUGAUGUGAUGGCAAGAGAAUGCAGCAACUUUGAGACCUACUCCACGUGCUAUGACCAUGUGUUGCAUCACGCUAGGCAGAGGCUCAGCCAGAAAGAGCAAAAAUUAGAUGCUGCACGAAGAGGCCAGGGUCCACCUGAAGACAGUGCUGGCCAGGUUGCAGAGCUCAGUCAUGAUAUGAUCAUGGAAAUCACUGCUCUGAGAGCCCAACUCACAGACUUGGAAGAGGUGAAUCUGAAUCUCGAGAAGCAGAUUAGAAAAGAAGUCCAAGAAGAAUAUGAGGCAUUAGUCCGAGCUUUGUUUCAGACCUGUUUACACAUAAAAGAGAAGCUGGAUGAGAAUCAGCUUAAUUUGAUCCAGAAAGUGUGUGAGCUCAUCGGUGAAGUGAGAACAGAAGGGAUUGACAAUAUGAAGGACCUAAAGAAAAAAUGGGGCUCUGCCAGCCCUGAUGAAGGAAUGGAAGAAAACCCAGCCAAAGAACAGCUGUGGGCCUUGGAGCAGGACAACCGCAGCCUGGCCACCCUGGUGUGCAAAGUGAGGAGCCUGGGCCACUGGAGGCUGGCUGUGCAGCAGGUGCGCUUCCAGGCCCAGCUGAGCAGGGCAGAGAAGGAAUCUAUUCAAAGUAAAAAAGAGUGUUUGCGCAUCAAACUGAUGGCAGAGCGAGAAGUGGGUUUAUUUCGUCAGCAGAUCCUGGCUCUCAGGCAGGCCCUGGCCAGGGCACAGGCCGACAGCGCGAGGAUGUGGAAGCAGCAGGACAGCCAGGCUCAACUGCUGAAGGAGUUACAACAUAGAGUGACCCAGGAAGCUCUCACCCAGGAGCAGCUGCACUUCAUGAAAACAUCCAGGGUGGAGAAGCUCUUGGAAGAUGUGGGGCAGAAAGAACAGCAAUUGCAGCUCCUUAGUAAAGAGGCUGAGAGGGCUUCUAAGCUGGGCCAGCUGCAGCAGAAAAAAAUGAAGAGAGACCUCCACCAGAUGAGAAGCCGGCUUGCCCAGGAGCGCAGUGUGAAGCUGGAUGCUCUCCAGCGUGUGGAGGAGCUGCAGAGUCAGCUUCAUGAUGCCCAGCAGUCAGCUGUCCCCACGGGCUCAUCAGGCGACCUUAUAUCCCAGGCUCAAUACUCCCCAACUUCUGCCUCCGUAUCAUCCAGAUACUCCCAGCAACGCUUUUUAAAGACUAAUCUCAAAGGCAGUAAAAUAACAAGAUGGAUUCAAAGGCCACAGACUGUACCUAUCAAACACAAAAAAAGGAUUGAUGAUGUUUUCCUACCCAAUAUGGCAGAAAAUGUUCAACUGACAGCUUUUCGGGUUCAAAUAGCUCCAUCCAGAUUCCCAUUUAGAGCUGACUGGUGAUCGUAUCUUCUUUUUCCAACCUUUAUUUCUAUGAGUAUUUGAAUGAAUAAAAAUGACUCCAAAUGCCA
Molecule: messenger RNA, 2219 nt
Organism: Rhinopithecus roxellana (golden snub-nosed monkey)
Lineage: Eukaryota; Metazoa; Chordata; Mammalia; Primates; Cercopithecidae
Product: coiled-coil domain-containing protein 162-like
Source: RefSeq, a predicted model, not a curated record